This is a messenger RNA of Pediculus humanus corporis (human body louse), 1776 nucleotides long. RefSeq names its product tripartite motif-containing protein, putative. Gene Ontology annotation, biological process: positive regulation of DNA-templated transcription. NCBI's taxonomy places the organism in Eukaryota, Metazoa, Arthropoda, Insecta, Psocodea, Pediculidae. Gene Ontology annotation, molecular function: ubiquitin-protein transferase activity; protein binding; zinc ion binding. Bases 1 to 1776 code for a protein of 591 amino acids. The record is from RefSeq and is a predicted model, not a curated record. The transcript is spliced from 11 exons. Gene Ontology annotation, cellular component: chromatin; nucleoplasm.
AUGUCGGAUAAAAGAGUUAAAGAAAAAAAUAAAAAUUUUGGAAAACCAUUUGAAAAAAUAUUUUGUGAAAAUAUUGAAUUUAUAUGUCAAAUAUGUAAAAAUGAAUUUUUAAAUCCGAGAGUUUUACCUUGUUUGCAUUGUUUUUGUACUCAUUGUUUAGAAAAUUUAUACUUGGAACAAAAUUUUAAAAAUGAUAAUAAUGAUGAUAAAAAAAAACAAAAUGAUAGAUUUCAAGAUUUUCAUUUACUACCAUACAGGUCCUGUAGUAAAACACAUUCAACUAUAAUAAUAUGUCCGAUAUGUAAUUUUGAAAACAGGAUACCGGUAAAAGGUGUACAGGAUCUUCCUCCACAUUAUAUUUUACAACAUCGAAUGCUUGUUAAUUCCUUAAAUCGAAGUGGGAUAUGCCUUCUUUGUGAUUUAUGUUCUCAAGAAACUCCGGCUUGUUGCAGAUGCACAAAAUGUUUGUUGAACCUUUGCGAAGAUUGUUCAAAAUCUCACAAACGCGACAAAUUAUUUUUCAAUCAUAAUUUAAAAUACCUUAAAAAGGAACAAGCGGAAGGUUUUGGAAUCACGAAAAUAAGGAGACAAGUCAUGUGUCCUUCACACAAGGAAAAAGAACUUAAAUAUUAUUGUUCGUCUUGCAACAUGGUGGCUUGCACUGAAUGUUUCAUACAAUUUCAUUCUGGUCACAAUUGUAAAUCAUUUUCGAGAGCGGCACAAAUUUACAUAAAUAAAAUUGAAAACGGUUUAGAAAAUAGUAGAAUACUUACAAAGGAAGCAUAUGCAACACUUGUUCAAUUCGAAAAACUUGCAUUAGAAAUUGAGUCGAAACAUUAUAAAACUCAAAAAGAAAUAAAUGAUCACAUUGAUGGUUAUAUGUAUGCAUUUGAAGAACAUAGAAUAGAAUUACUCAGUCAAGCAAUGCAAAUUAAAAAUGGACAAUUGGAAAUAGUUAAAUCAAAACAAAAAGAAGUUGAAAAAAAAGCAAAAGAAAUUGAUCACACAAUCAAAUUUGGUGAACAAUUAUUGAAGGAGGGGUCAGAUUUUGAAGUAUUAAGCUUUGCUAAUUAUUUAAUACAAAGGUUAGAAUGGUGUCUUAAAACUGGUACAUCCUCAUUGUCUACUGCUUUUACAAGUUGUAUUGGAACUCUAAAAUUUUUACCUGAAGAAAAAGCUAAAAUUGUAAAUAAUAAAACAAUUUUUGGUGUUAUUACAACAGAAAUUGUUUCCCCUUCUAAUUGUUGUUUAACAUCUGAAGGGUUGGAAAUAUUGUCAAAAUGUGUAGAAAACAAACGAUGCGAUUUAACUGUGAUUACCAAAGAUAUAUUCGAUCAGCGUUUAACACAUGGAGCAGAAGGACUAGAAGUCAAAUUAAAAAGUCAAAAAGGACAGCACAGACAAAUACCUAUUUACAUUGUCGAUCAACAAAAUGGAAUUUACGUUAUUAGUUUCACACCUGAUACCCAUGGAAAAAUGAACCUGGCAAUAUCUAUUCGAGGAGUACCAAUCAAGGGAAGUCCUUUUGAUAUUCAUGUUCAAAAACAAAAAAUUUCCAAAGGUAAUUUACAGUGUUGUACCUUUUGUUCAAGUAAUAAAGAAAAAAAUAUUUUUUGUAAAUGUGGGAGUACAGUUACAGGAUUUCAUCAAGGUUGUAAACAUGGUCCUAAAAUAAAUAUGUCUGAUAGUCAUUGGUCCUGCUGCAGAAGUACUUUCCCAAAAUCUGAAUGUCUCAGAUCAUUUAAUAACGAUGGUUUUUACCAAUUAAAAUUUUGA